CGGUGAUGAUACUUUGCGGUACUUCGAGGAUUUCCUUGGCUCUGCCAAGAUAAUCGCCCAAUACCUUUGGUUUUGGGAGUUUUCUAAUCGUCUCUCGCGAGCCAGCGAGAACUCAUAGAAGUGUGAGAACUUGACAACGCAUAGCGGGUUUAUAGGGCUGAUUUUGGAAGCUAAACCCUAGCUAAGUUCUUGUCUCUCUUCCAGCAGAUUUUCCCUAGGGCACGGAGAGAAGAGAUUGUGAGCGGCGAUGAGCUUGUUCCAUCCCCGGUCACCGCUGCGCUCGCAGCGCCUGGAGGAGAGCAACAAGAAUGUGGAUUUGGGGGAUCCCGAAGUGGAGGAGGAGGACGACUCUGACGACGACGGUGAUGUCUUCAACAUCCCUCACAAGAAGCCAUCGCUGGAGGCUCUCAAGCGCUGGAGGAAAGCGACUUUGGUGCUCAAUGCUUCGAGACGGUUUCGGUAUACAUUGGAUUUGAAGCGCCAGGAGCAGCUACCGUCCGUGAAUCGCUUCCGGAUUGGCACGCACGCACUGAGGGCUGUCCAGAAAUUCAAGGACGCAGCUACAAAAGUAGAUCAUCCUCCUCCCAAAGGUUAUGGAGUUGGACCCGAGAAGCUUGUGCAGCUCGUGCAAGACAGAGAUAACGAUGGACUUCAGGCUCUCGGCGGUAUUACUGGGCUUGGAACGGCUUUGCACGUCAAUUUGGAAAAAGGCAUUGAACCCGAUGAGGAGAGUGUCCAGCAUCGGCGCGAGGCUUUUGGUGCCAACAGCUAUCCGACCAAGGCUGGGAAAUCAUUCUGGGUCUUUGUGUGGGAGGCUGCUCAAGAUACCACACUUAUAAUUUUGAUGGCUUGCGCUGUGGCAUCACUCGCGGCAGAAAUGAGCAGUGAUGUGAAAGAAGGAUGGUACGACGGGGCAAGUAUUGGCUUUGCUGUUCUGGUCGUCAUCUUUGUUACAGCAUUUAGCGACUACCGACAAUCGCUUCAGUUUCGGAGUCUGAGUCAGGAAAAAAGGAACAUACAAAUUCAGGUUGUUAGAGGGGGAAGAAGGUUUACGACUUCCAUUUUCGACUUGGUGGUCGGUGACAUUGUACCUCUAAAUAUUGGAGAUCAGGUGCCGGCGGAUGGGGUCCUUGUUUCUGGUCACUCUCUGUCGAUCGACGAGUCGAGUAUGACUGGUGAAAGCGAACCGGUUCAUGUAGAUGGAAAAAGUCCCUUCCUGCAUUCCGGCUGCAAAGUGGUCGACGGUUAUGGUUCUAUGCUGAUAACUGGUGUGGGAAUCAAUACCGAGUGGGGUCAAGUAAUGGCAACACUUGACGAUGACUCCAGCGAAGAAACGCCUUUACAGGUUCGCCUCAAUGGUAUUGCAACAUUUGUUGGUAAAAUUGGUCUCUCGGUGGCAGUGUUGGUUUUUGUCAUGCUGUUUGUACGGUAUUUUGUGACGGACUUCCGGCGGGCCGCUGGUCCAGAUAGGAGGUCAAAAGUUGUCUUCAGGAACAUUGUGGACAUUCUUUCUAUUGCGGUUACCAUCGUUGUGGUUGCUGUUCCAGAAGGAUUGCCGCUUGCAGUAACACUAACCCUUGCUUACUCUAUGAAGAAAAUGAUGGCUGAUAAGUCCCUGGUCCGUCAUUUGGCUGCCUGCGAAACAAUGGGAUCUGCAACGACUAUCUGCAGUGAUAAGACCGGAACCCUGACCUUGAACCAGAUGACUGUUGUCCAAACUUGGAUUGGUGGAGGGUCUUUGGAAGCAGAAGCAGCGAAUUCUGUCGGCGGAGAGAUAUCAAAGUGCAUUAUAGAAGGCAUUGCUGAAAACUCCAGCGGGAGCGUUUUUGUUCCAAAGGAUGGAGGCGAUCCGGAAGUCACAGGUAGUCCAACCGAAAAGGCCAUUCUUGGCUGGGGAUUAAAAGCUGGCAUGAAUUUUGAGGAAGUGAGGUCUUCAAAUACUGUAAUGCAUGUGGAAACGUUCAAUUCGACGAAGAAGCGCGCUGGUGUUGCAUUCAAGCGUAAAGAUGGAAAUGCCUAUGUUCACUGGAAAGGAGCCGCUGAAAUUAUAUUGGACCUUUGCACCAAGUGGAUGGGUAGUGACGGGUCGGAGAACCAAUUGUCAGAAACAAAGAAAGUGGAGAUACAAAAUGCAAUCGGAGACAUGGCUUCGAGGAGCUUGCGUUGUGUUGCUCUUGCUUAUCGACCCAUCUCUGCCAACCAAAUACCAGAUGAAUCCGAGUGGGAGAGCUGGAAAAUUCCUGAAGACGAUCUUGUUCUACUUGGUAUCAUGGGUAUAAAAGAUCCAUGUAGGCCUGGUGUUGAUGGUGCUGUGCGCCUGUGUCAGAAGGCUGGAGUAAAGGUUCGCAUGGUUACUGGUGACAACCCGCUGACUGCAAGAGCAAUUGCUCAAGAGUGCGGUAUAUUGUCUCCUGGUGGUCUGGUAGUCGAAGGGAAAGACUUCCGCAGUUAUACUGAUGAGGAGAGGCUGGAACUUGUACCUAAGCUUGAAGUAAUGGCGAGGUCGUCACCAAUGGAUAAGCUGCUACUUGUGAAAACCCUUCGCAGCAUGAACGACGUUGUUGCAGUCACAGGAGACGGGACAAAUGACGCUCCAGCGUUGCACGAGGCUGAUAUCGGUCUUUCAAUGGGCAUCCAAGGGACCGAGGUGGCCAAAGAAAGCUCAGACAUUAUAAUUCUGGAUGACAACUUUGCAUCUGUUGUCAAGGUUGUACGCUGGGGUCGGUCCGUGUAUGCCAAUAUUCAGAAGUUUAUCCAGUUCCAGCUGACUGUAAAUGUAGUUGCGCUGGUUCUCAACGUCGUGGCCGCAGCAAAGUCGAGCCAGGUUCCUCUUACUGCUGUGCAGCUGCUUUGGGUAAAUCUUAUUAUGGAUACUUUGGGAGCGCUCGCUUUAGCCACUGAGCCACCUACAGACGACUUAAUGGAUAGGCCGCCCGUGGGACGCAGGGAGCCCCUUGUCACGAAUAUAAUGUGGAGAAAUAUUUUCGUACAGGCGAUUUACCAAUUAUCUGUUCUUUUCACGUUGUUUUUCGGCGGUUUGAAAAUCUUAAAACUCCAUGGACCAGACGGCAACCGCAAACUAAAUACCAUCAUCUUCAACUCGUUUGUUUUAUGCCAACUUUUCAACGAGGUCAAUUCGCGCAAGCCAGACAAGCUCAAUGUUUUCUCUGGCUUUUUCAGAAACCCGUUGUUCUGUGGGGUUGUGUCCGUGACUGCUGUGCUCCAGGUUAUUAUAGUCUUCUUCCUGGGAAAGUUUUUUAAGACAACGCGCUUGGGCUGGAACCAUUGGGUGCUCUCGAUCGUCGUCGGCUUUCUGAGUCUUGUGGUUGGAUUUUUCGGGAAGCUCAUUCCAGUACCGAAGAAGCCGAUCAUCACAACACACAAGGUUAAGAAGAAGCGAGCGCGGUCCAGUAAAGGAUCGAAGAAGCCCCACGAUCAAGAGGAUGGACACGAGCUAGUCGAGAGAAAUGCUUCCAACGAAGUAUGACACGAUCCAUUCCACUGCUUUUUAUCUCUUUCGUUCUUAAAUUUUGUUGUUCCACUAAAGGGUAAGCUGUGAAGAAAACAUAUUCUAGUUUAAGCACGAGUAUCUUCUUAUCC
Molecule: messenger RNA, 3600 nt
Organism: Selaginella moellendorffii
Lineage: Eukaryota; Viridiplantae; Streptophyta; Lycopodiopsida; Selaginellales; Selaginellaceae
Product: calcium-transporting ATPase 8, plasma membrane-type
Exons: 31
Coding region: 248-3487 (1079 amino acids)
Biological process (GO): calcium ion transmembrane transport
Cellular component (GO): intracellular membrane-bounded organelle; membrane
Molecular function (GO): ATP hydrolysis activity; P-type calcium transporter activity; ATP binding
Source: RefSeq, a predicted model, not a curated record